AUGGAUUCAUCUAUCAUGCUUAUCACUGAAAGCCUGCUAGACAGUUGGUGUGGCGCGCUGAUAUCGCUUUACUCAUCUGGUGAAUCAACCACAUCAUCACUUAUCGUUCUCUCUCGCGAACUGUAUUGCAAUGCUUUGCGACGGAGUUUAUCUGUUUUUAAUACCGAACCUUGUGUGCACAACCUCCGCUGUACUGUGCGUCUGUCAAGCUUCGGUUUUAUCCUGCUCAAACUUCACCAAGCGGAACCUUUGGAAAUCCUCUGUCAAAUCCAAUCCACCUUACACCAGAUUGCAACCCACCCCCAGCUGGAGCAAUUGCGUGCAGUUGACGGGCGAAUUCAGUUAAAAAACGUUUUCAAAGUUCCUCUUCCGAAGCUUCUUGGUCUCUUUCAUCCGCUGCUACCCGAGGCCCCAUGUCAAAUUUUGUCAAUUUCCGAAAGUCUCAUUCAGCUUUUUCCGGAAAUGACCACGGAUAGUCAAACGUUCGGACAAAUUCUUAAGGUGCUGAUGCAGGCUGUUCGGUUGCCUGCUGUGGAUAUUAAUUCGUCAAGCGUCGAACGCAAAGAUAACCAAAGCGCAUUAAUUCUGAACCCAGCGGUCUACACUCUGAACCUACUGGUCAAACUUCUCGACAUCUGGCAGUGCAUCGAUAUAUCUCCUGAGCAAUAUGCCGUCAAUGUGUGCCAACUUUUUGACCUACUUCGCGUCUUUCCGAUGAGCAUCGAGCAUGCCGAAGUUCGCCUCUGUUCUUGGUGGCACUUUCUAUGUCGUAUUCCCCGUGAAUUGCUAAAUGAUGGCUUCAGGCGGUUUGUAUCGCCAUUUCUUGCCAACUUGCUCGGUCGUUAUUUGAGUCUCAGUGCCCCGAUGGGAGACCCUGAUCUGCAUCGAUACAAACUCAGUGUUGGCAACGCCUACGAUGGAAACGCCAAAGCACUUGAGUUGACGGAACAUGUUUUCUCCAGCUUUUUUAAAAGCGCCGGACUGAAUCUCAAGCAAUUAGACAAUGUUCCCUGUUUAGAUAUGGAUGCGUCUACCUUAUGCAGUAACAGUUAUCAGUUGCUGGUCGCCGUCGUUCAUUGGCUACGCUUAAUAUGCAGUCAUGCAGACACUCAGUCUUUUUCUUUGCAAACCGAACCUCCUCCUCCGCGUUUCUCCCUUUACUCGGUGGAUGUUAUUUGGCUAAAAUGUUGCCGAGCUGUCCUCGAAUCAUCUGCUGAUGCCCCAUCAAAUGGGCAAGAGCAUCUGUUUCUGGCUGUGCGAUCACCUUCUGUUGUCAAUAAUACUCCCCAGCCCGUCUCUCGGAUGGCCAUCCAAUAUGUGGUCACCUGUACGUGUCAUCUUCUCACUCCCACUCCUUUAAUCUGUGAUCCUGAAUCAAAGGAGCUUUAUCGACCCGUCCUCCCUUCUUCAGUCGCAUGUUUGAAUAUCCUUGAGGAAGUUUUCAAUCUAACACGGGAGUGUACAGCCCCCGAACAGGACAAAAUGGAUCUAGUCACCGAUCUGUUACUGAAGUCUAACGAAUUGGGGAAUCUAUGGAUAACUGAAAUGGCCGAAACUCCAAAGGAUGCACAACCAGAAAGCGUUUGGACUCAAUGGUCUGACCUUACAACCCGUCUGAUAUCGUGUAAUUCACGCCUGAAUGUCUUUGAAGCCACGAGUGGCUCGUCAUUCUCAGAAUCAUGGAAUUUGGACUCUGCGUUUCUUCCGUUGUUCCGGCGACUCCUAACUUCUCUGCUACCAGACAGUGUUCGUUUGGCAACAUCUUGCGAUCAGGUCUCGCAGAAUUCUUCCCUUGGUUCAUUAUUCUCUCGUGCCCCUUCUUUGGUUUACUGUCCGGCUGCUCUGCGAUUUUGGAAUGAACUUGCGGAUCGUCUGACCCACUUCAUCACCACGGAACAUGUGAUUUGCGAAGGCGAUCCGAUGAUAACCGCAGAUCUUUCUACUGUGUAUGCCAUGCUUUUGUUUCCAUUUUGGUUUGUUGGGCCCACUCCAUCACUUGAGUCGAAUUUUCGGGCCAGAGGACAAGAAUCCACUCGCUUUGAGCUGCCACACAGAAACGAGGUUGCACUGGUCGAACGGAUGGAUAAACUGUUCGCUGCUUUUCACCAAGAGGCUUCUCUCCUGACGACACUUGCGUCGAACGCUUGGAUUGGCCAACUGGGAUCCUGUCUGGUGGCUCUGGUUUCUGCUAUUCCAUCUGAGCCUGCGAAAAAGUUCAAUUUUAACUUCUUGGGUCGUUUCCUUCGUUCACUCGCAGAAAAUGCGGAGCAUGUGGAGGAAAGAGCGCCCACAAACGCUGCUUUCGAUCCGUUUUCCUGGUGCGGAACUCCCGAAAAAUCCUUUGGACAACUUACCGGCUUGUUACUUGCAUUGCAAACAUGUCUUUUGCACUCUCCGUGGUUCGAUGCUCCCGCACCAGUGAAUCAUUCCAUGCCUUCUGCCAAUAUUUCCACAGGCAGAUCAGAACGAGACGUUAUUAAAUCUCCCUCAUCUUUCCUAUCGCGUGUGCUCGACUGUUCUGAUGAGAGUAGCUACAUCACCGUGAACAGUGACUCUAAUUCCAACACAUCUCAGUCAAUAUUGGUCGGACAGUUUACACCUUCGCAUAAACUGUCUUAUGGCCUCAUCGACGCUCUCGAGGCUGUAACUAUUCUCAUCCGACAUCACGCUCGUGGGCCUGAAGCUUUGGUUGCUGUCAUUGAUGCUUUAAACGCUCCAUUGGAACGCCUAACUGCGUGUUGCGCACGCACAGCUGCAGACAUCCACAGGACUGAAGUCGAGUUGGACGAACCACUUCUCAUCAUUCAACGCCGAGAACAGGCAAAAAUUGCGCUCGAGGAGAUAUACAUUUGCUUAUGGCGUGGAUUAGACAUCUCUCCAAUCACAAUUCCCCAGUCUGGUCUAGUCGAUGUUGUUCGUACGCUGUCUCAUGGCUCCGUCCACAGUGGAGCCAAGGUGUCGUUUUCCCUGACUUCACAUCACUGUUUGGGUCUACUACGCGCAUCUCUGAAUUUGUGCAACGCUCACUCAACAGCCAUAGAUUCCAGAUCAUCCCACGCUUGGUGUUUUUUCCUUUGGUUUGUCGGCUUCUGGAAUCGCUUAGUUGACACAUGCCUCACAGACAGGACUUCUUCACGUGGCCAUUGGGACGAGGUGAGGACAAUACUGGCGAAACACGAACAGGAUGUCAAAGCUCGAUUAACUCUUCUUCAAGCUAAACAAAGCACUUCACCUGUGCAGACGUCUAUUGGUGGUCUGAGACAGAAACGAACUCCAAUUUCCUCCAGAAGCAGACAAUCUGGACAAAGUGACAGACUGUCAACCAGCUUCGAUGAUAAUGCAUCAUCCGCUCGGAUGCUAAACCAGGAGUUUUAUAACCAAAAUUCGCGCGUCUCUCGCCCUUCUCGUGGUCGACCUAGAGGAGGGCGUUUGUCAUUGAAAAGGGUCCCAUCAGUUGACAUACAGACAACACCCUUGCGUCGGCGUGUUUCUCAGGAACGGGUCACGAGCCUCACCCAGUCAGCCCCUUCCUCUCUAACUGGUAGUCGUCGGAGUAGGGGACGCCCUCGUGCAUCUUCUCCGACUGCACAUAAAGUCUCUGCUGGAUCGCCGGCUAGAGAUGUUGCAUCCGUUCAGGGAAUCGAUGUGAAGGGAAGCUCGGAAUUCUGGUCCCCUCUAUGUGGCUCUCCCGUGCUGCUUCCUGGUCGGCCUCUGGUGAAGCGUCGCUUAUUUCCUGAAGAUGCUAACCAAGUAUCCCCUUGCCGUAAAUCUGUUGGAUUUUCUGGAUUGCGCAAACGGAUUCUGCCAGUCACCGAGGAUACUCAGCAACUCAGAGCUUGUGAUAGAGGCGUUUUGUCUCCUCCGGCACCUGUUGACUUCGACGAUUCCGCACAGUUCGUAGUUAUCUCCUCUGUCCCAACCAAUAUGCACAAGCGGCGCCGUACUUUGACCGCUCAUCAAAAGGAGCACUUUGAAGAACAGAAACAAGGCUAUUUGCCAACCACAUACACUGAGUUGGACUUGAGCCAACAAUCCAUCAGUGAUUCACAGUCCCAAUCGCAAACCCAGCAACAUAUUCCAUCAUCUGUUGCUUCCGUCUCCGAGACACCGAAUGAUAUUCACUUUCCUGUCUCCACAACCACCACUCAACAGACUGCCGUUGAAAGUAUGGCCUCAGCUGAAGAUGCAGUUUCCGAUAUCCAAAAUAGUAGUCCUCCGAAUGCAUUGGACAUCCUCAGUGAGACAAGCUCAACUACCGCUGAGAUUGUUCAGACCACUACCGAAACGGAAGAUACUCCAAUCAUUCACCAGAUGGACGCUUCAUCAAUAGAACAACACGCUACCACGUCUCUUGAAACGGAAUCUAUUACGGAUCCCAGUGAGCAAAAUUGCGGAGCACCACUAACUACAGACACAGCAUCGCCCGUACCCCCCGUGGUUGCCACUCCCGUCUGCUCUGUCGGCCAGCUACCGGAUUUCAUCGAUAGUCCUCCCCGAGUAUCCGUCGCGUUUGCAUCAAGACACUCACGCUCCCCUACUCCUCCAUCCGUGUUUGUCUCUGUGCCGCUUUCACUCAGUCCACUUAUGAGAGGUAAGUGCUGGACAAUUCAAGUCGAUAUUACUUAA
This is a messenger RNA of Dicrocoelium dendriticum, 4626 nucleotides long. The record is from the annotation of a GenBank genome assembly. NCBI's taxonomy places the organism in Eukaryota, Metazoa, Platyhelminthes, Trematoda, Plagiorchiida, Dicrocoeliidae.